AUGCCCCCGCCGCCGAUCAACACCGGCGCCGGUCAAUACCAAGCCCCGCACCCGCAACAGAUGUAUCCUCAAGCCGCUGCCCCGCCGGGCUACCCCAUGUCGACUCAAGGACAGCAGGGUGGUGGAGGAUAUGGCGGAUACCAACAUCCCAACGCCUUCAACCGUCUUGCCGAGGUGGAGGGUAAUAACCGUAGCAAGGCGCAAUUGAUUGUUGGCAUUGAUUUUGGAACCACCUUUUCCGGUGUCGCAUUCGCAUUCGCAACCAACACGGAAGCCAAGGAAGAUAUCAUCGUCGAAUGGCCGGGCGCGGGUACUCAAACAAAACAGAAGAUUCCGACGGUUCUCUACUAUGAUCAGCACCAACAGGUUGUCGGUUGGGGUCCCGAUAUCGCCGAGGCUCUUGCGCCUACUGGUUAUCCUAAGCCAGGUGUCCAAAAAGUCGAAUGGUUCAAAUUGCAGCUGAUGUUGAGCGGCAACACCUACAUAGACCCUAUCAACCUGCCCCCGCUUCCUCCAGGAAAAUCCGAGAUUGACGUCGCAGCCGACUACCUGUUCAAGCUGCGACAGGCGAUGCGAAACCAGCUUCAGAAGACUUUGGGAGAGGUGUUCAACCGAGAAGAGAGGAAUAUCCGAUAUUUCUUGACCGUGCCUGCUAUUUGGAACGAUGCUGGCAAAGCUGCUACCAGAGCGGCAGCCAUUCAGGCUGGUUUCCUCCGUGAUGAGAACGACAACCGCUUGACCCUCAUCACUGAGCCCGAAGCAGCUGCCAUGUUCUGCGCCAAGGCUGGUCUGCUUAACCUGAAAGUCCACGAUGCUCUGCUGAUCGUCGAUUGCGGUGGUGGUACUGUCGAUUUGAUCGCCUACGAAGUCGAAGAAGAGUCUCCAUUCACUGUGGCUGAAUGUACAGCUGGUUCUGGAGACUCUUGCGGUUCCACUGCGUUGAACCGCAACUUUUCCAACAUUCUCCGCGCCAAGAUUCGUAAGAUGAAACUUCCUGAUGGAUCCAAGACUGCUGGCAAAGUCUACGCCAAGUGUAUCAUGGACUUUGAGAACCGGAUAAAGGCCGAUUUCCGCAACAACGGUCAGAAGUGGGCGGUCGACGUUGGUAUUGAGGCCGAGUAUCCCGAAGCGGCGAUUGAAGAAGGUUACAUGACUUUCACCAACGAGGAAAUUCUCCAAUGCUUUGAGCCUGUCGUCAACCGAAUUUUGGAAUUGGUCCGAAAUCAGAUCAUUGCGAUCCAGGCACAAAACCGAGCACUACAGAAUGUUCUUGUCGUCGGUGGUUUUGGAGCCUCCGAGUACCUCUUCCAACAGAUCAAGCUCCACGUGCCUCCACAAUUCCAGAACAAGGUUGUGCGACCCAUGGACUCCGUCGCCGCCAUCGUCAAGGGUGCCGUCACCGCUGGUAUCACCGAACGUGUCAUCACCUCCCGUGUUGCCCGUCGUCACUACCUCAUGGCAACGCUACAGCCUUUCAAGGAGGGCCACCACCCUGAGCAGUACCGUGUGCCCAGCUUGGACGGCAAAGAUCGAUGCAAGUACACGCGCCAGAUUUUCGUGCAAAAGGGACAGCGAGUCAAGAUCGGCGAGCCUGUCAAGGUCUCUUUCUUCCGACAGGUUGCACCCGGCGCAACGCUCAUGUACGAGGACGUGUUGUACGCUUGUGACGAGGAUGUCUGCCCAGAGUAUACCAAGGAUCCCCGUAUCAAGGAAAUUGUCACCCUCACUUCCGAUCUCAGCCGUAAGAACCUCGAAAAGGACUUUGAGCGCAUGGACACCCCGCAAGGCACUUUCUACCGUGUCUACUUCGACAUCUACCUCACCCUCGACGGUUCCGAGUUCAACGCCGAAUUGGUCUGCCAGGGCGAAGUCAUGGGUCGCUGCUCUGCCCGAUUCCGAUGA
Dissoconium aciculare CBS 342.82 is the source of this 1902-nucleotide messenger RNA. RefSeq names its product actin-like ATPase domain-containing protein. Lineage: Eukaryota; Fungi; Ascomycota; Dothideomycetes; Mycosphaerellales; Dissoconiaceae. Gene Ontology annotation, molecular function: ATP-dependent protein folding chaperone; ATP binding. The record is from RefSeq and is a predicted model, not a curated record. The transcript has 5 exons. The coding region runs from base 1 to 1902 and encodes 633 amino acids.